Molecule: messenger RNA, 604 nt
Organism: Anopheles aquasalis
Lineage: Eukaryota; Metazoa; Arthropoda; Insecta; Diptera; Culicidae
Biological process (GO): tail-anchored membrane protein insertion into ER membrane
Cellular component (GO): GET complex
Molecular function (GO): protein-membrane adaptor activity
Source: RefSeq, a predicted model, not a curated record
ACGUAGCGCACGGAAGUACGAUUUUCCACUAAGAAUUUCCCGUGAAAAUUGAAUAAGAAAAGUGUGCCGGGCCGGAAAUGUACCUCAUAUUUGUGAUCACGUUUAUUUGCUUCCUGAUGGCGUUCAGCUCAAAAUGCACCAAAAAGAUAACACCUUUGCUGUUCCGUGAUAGUUCCGAAGUAUGCGCUCUCAAGGCGGAGAUUGCCAAAUUACGGGUGGAUCUGGCGAAAAUAUCGAUGCGCGAGGAGUAUAUCAAAUACGUAAAGUGCGAAAGAACGGUGGUCGCGAUGGAGACAAAGCUGAACGAAGCGAAAGAGCGCGACAACGUGUCCCGGGUCAUGUACGAGUACGGUAUUCAGUACGGUUCCAUGGCGGUACUGGGACUAGCGCUGCUUUGCAUUUCCUUCUACUACCGUUACACCCCGAUCAUCGUUUUCGGGAACAACUUUAACUUUGCACCGUUCGGGUGGUUCAUCAAGUUACCCACGGACGUGCCCAACUCGAUUUCGGUGGUGUUCUGGAUUGUGGUCAACAAUUUCGUGGCGCGGACCGUGGCGAGCCACGUGAAAUAAACGGGAAAACUUGCUACUCACGGCCAAAGAUA